AAUUCAUUUAAUGAUAAUAAGAAUAGUAAAGUAAUUAUAGGGAUAUUAAUUGUCGUGGGUAGCUUUAUCCUAGUAUCAUUUGUGUUAGGAUUAAGAAAAGCACAGGGAAAUAUUCCCAAAUAUCUCAUCCUAUUUCUCUUAGCGUUUAUUUGUCCUCCGCUAUGUGUCUUUAUAAUAAGGGGUGAUCUUAAAAAAGACAGUUGGGUUCAAAAAAUAUUUACUGUAUUAACUUGCGAUUAUUGUUGCGGUCUUUUUGAUCCUAAUUCAAUGAUUAAUCUGAUACUUACGACAUGCUAUCUUCCUGCUGUCCUUCAUGCUUUAUACCAUUUGUUUUCAGUGAUCGAAGAUUUUUAA
This is a messenger RNA of Funneliformis caledonium, 354 nucleotides long. NCBI's taxonomy places the organism in Eukaryota, Fungi, Glomeromycota, Glomeromycetes, Glomerales, Glomeraceae. The record is from the annotation of a GenBank genome assembly.